This is a messenger RNA of Aphanomyces astaci, 1773 nucleotides long. RefSeq lists its product as hypothetical. The transcript has a single exon. The record is from RefSeq and is a predicted model, not a curated record. NCBI's taxonomy places the organism in Eukaryota, Oomycota, Saprolegniomycetes, Saprolegniales, Verrucalvaceae. The coding region runs from base 700 to 1158 and encodes 152 amino acids.
UCGAUAUCAAAAGCGAGCAAGGAAUAACUCACUCGGCACUCCAAAUAUUAACAACUGUAAAGUGCCUUUCAAACCGUCAUACUAGUAGGUAGCUACCUCCUACUAGUACCUACUACCACUACUCCAACGUUCUCCAAUAAACACACACGCCACUGGGGACUCCCCUUGUCAUCGACUACUGGUAGGAAUGGAUCUGGUCAUCCCAGUCGAAUGUACUUGUGCGGUCUCGAAUCCACAAACGGCUGCGACGGCAGGCUCGGCCGACGGGGCAAAUCGGGGGCGCCUUCGCGGAUGUUGUCGUUGUUCAUGUGCACAAGGGCCUGGCGCACGGCGUUUGGGGCGUCGUCAAAGUGAAAAUGCUUGACAUGGUGCAGCGUGUCGCUAAAGUGGACGCGGCACCCGCGGCGGUUGAGCGCGCGCAACUUGACGGCCUUCUUCAUGGGCGUGGGGAAGAACGACGUCAGGUACGGACUCAGGGCGAGGGGGGCGACGAGGCGGCGGAUGGCGGGCGCGUCUCGCGUCGCCAGGUCGGCUUCGAUGGCCAGCAUCGUCUGGUUGAGCUGGUUGGCGGAGAAGCAGUCGAGGGGCAUGAGGUAGUCCAUCGCUUCCUUAAUGAUCUCCGCCACGUCUCGCGCGUCGGGCAUGUCUGGAUUCGCGACGCGGCAGGCCACCACGAGCUUCUCCACAUGCCAGUGAAAGAUGCGCGCCUUGGCCGGAUUCCGCCGCACCAGCUCCACGGGCGACGGGGGGGGCUCGUCGACGGACAUUGCUGCCACUGGUGAUGUCACCUUCGACGGUGGCGAGGGCGGUUGUGGUUGGACGUCCCUGAUGGAUGGGGGCGGCGGAGAGGACGAUGGCGGGGGAGUCGACAGGGUGGCGUGCUCCGGAAGGGCCAGAGGAGGGUCGUCCGUGUUAAUCAUCUCGACAUCGUCGGGCGGUGGCGGCGUCGAGGCCAAGUCGAUGGGGGGGGUGUCUGUAGAGGAAGGGUCGAUUUGUUCCAUGUCUGCUGUUGUCGAUGUUGUGGUGGCGGUGGUUAUGGGGUCGGACGUGAUGGGGGCCUCGAUCGUCAUGUGGGCAAACCACGUCUGGAACUGCGUCUGCCGAGUGCGGAGGCGGGCCUGGCAUCGCCUUCGCUCUGUCGCGGUAUUCUUGAUGUAGUGGUAGAUGUACAUCAUCGCCAUCUUGUGGAACUGGGCAGACACAUCUACUUGGAAUGCAGCAUACGCGGCCGGUCCCACCGCUUGCAGGUUUUUCUUGAUGAUGUCGCGUCGCUUCUUCAGCGCCGUCACUCGCACGAGCAUGUCGCCCAUUUCCUUCAUCGUGGCCGCGGGACGGGUAGUGAGUGCCGACGGAACAGCAUCCAACUUCACCAGCACGAGACUGUCCAUGGAAUGGACGAGUCGUUGCGUGUCCGUGAGUUUCGCCACCACCUGGGGAAACAAGAUCACGUCGUGGUGCCCGUAGUACCGAAGCACGACAUCACCCGACAUGCCUUGCAACGUCCACAACAAAGGACACUUGGCCACGCGAGUUAAAGUAUACAUCGAUGGGCCAGUAGAUCCCCCGGUCUCUGAGAUGUGUCUGCUCCUGUUCGACGGAUGACGAGCCUCCUCGGGAGGCACAGAUGCUGCUGUACCGAGGCACACUAAGCGAGAUAGUAGCUGCCUAAUCUCACACGUCCAUGCUGUCAACUCCAUGCGAACGUGGACGUCGGCAUCGAUCGUUGCCGCCGACGUGGACGUUCCAUCUGCAUUGUCCACCAUCAACACUGCG